Messenger RNA from Esox lucius (northern pike), 1145 nucleotides. It is a transcript of the gene m17, whose product is annotated as IL-6 subfamily cytokine M17. Gene Ontology annotation, biological process: immune response; ciliary neurotrophic factor-mediated signaling pathway; negative regulation of neuron apoptotic process. Gene Ontology annotation, molecular function: cytokine activity; ciliary neurotrophic factor receptor binding. NCBI's taxonomy places the organism in Eukaryota, Metazoa, Chordata, Actinopteri, Esociformes, Esocidae. The transcript is spliced from 3 exons. The record is from RefSeq and is a predicted model, not a curated record. Gene Ontology annotation, cellular component: extracellular region. The coding region runs from base 57 to 740 and encodes 227 amino acids.
AUGAGUGUUCAUGACUAGUUUGUGUCUGACACUUGGCCUAUGUCAGUGUAUGGGAAAUGAGUGGUCAUGUAAAGAUAAUGUAUCCUCAGGUGUCUAUAUCACCAACAGCAAGAACGUGGCUUUCCCUGAUGCUGGUUGUUGCCAUUCACCCAUCUGAUGCAGGAGCUGCAUGUGGAAACACACCAUGUGGACCCUCCCUACAGAGAAGUCUGAAACUAACCCGACUAAUGCACAAGGAAUCUGGAGACCUCUUAAAAACAUAUAAGGCCAGUCAAGGGGAUCAGUCUGACCUGUUCUGCCAGAAGUCAAGCAACAUCGUCCCUGAUCCAAUCAUCUCUGGCCUUGACCCCUCGGAGAGGAUAUUGAGCAUCUACUCCCACUGUAAGACUUUCUUACCACAUCUGACGAGGGUUACCGAACAACAGACAGACUUGCAGCCACCUUCUAGCCCACUGCUGAACCAACUCUUAACUGCCCAGAAUCGCAUCAGUGGUCUGGGCAAUCAAAUAAACUGCCUUUACCAAACCCUCUUUCCAAACCUGCCCAUCCCUCCUGAACCUGUAGAUGGACCUAUGUCGGUACCCCCCCCACAGAAUGUGUUCCAACAGAAGAUCUAUGGCUGUGUGGUUCUGAAGAGAUUCAAGGAGUUUCUGGCAAAUUCUGCACGUGAACUUAAGACCAUUAAGGACCAGAUGUGCUCAAGAAGGAAAACAUUUGGACAUGCAAAUGCACUGUUUUGAGGCUAACUUUCUAUUUAUUGUAUUUAUUAUUUAUUUUUACGUGGGUUAAUAAGUUAAGGAAGCUCAUUGCUGUCACAGAACAAAAAAAAGACUGGGCCAAAGGUUUCUUUAGCUGCAAGUAGGGAGUAGGGUUGGAAAACACCAAUUCCCUGGUUUUUCGAAAAUCCCUCUUGGAUUAUUCAUAGAAUGAGAAAAUGAGCAGGACAUCUGGAAUCUAUUAACAGGAUUUCUGGGAAACUAUGGAAUUCAUUGAUUGGAAUUUUGCAACCCUAGUACGGAGUUAUAGAAAUGCAUAAAAAACAUGUCAUUUUCUCAUUGAUAAUGUAUUAAAUUGUGUUAAUAUUACCUUGCAUUUUUCUGUACAGUUUGGUAUGUCAUUAAUAUUAAAUAAAUGUAUUUUGUCAA